AUGCCCAAAGAUCAAGUUGACCCGCGUGUUGGUGCACAGCCAGAUCUGCAGCAUGGCGAGGUCUUGGCUCAAGACCUGGACAAUGAAAAACUGUCUUUCAAAUAUGUCUGGAAGCACAGAAGAGUACUUGGAUGGUGCCACUUCAUCUUCCUUCUCCCCGUCAACUUUGGCUACGACUCCAGCACCAUUGGUAAUCUCCUCGCCGUUACACCGUUCCUGAAACGCUUUGGUCGCGAAGUCGACGGCCAACUUCUGGUAUCUGCCAACGACCAGCAGACUGUAAACGCUGCCGAUACCGUCGGCUCCUUCCUCUCUGCAUUUGCUGCAGGUUUCGUUUCCGAUCACAUUGGCCGUAAAUGGACCAUUGGCAUUGGUUGUCUGUUUUGCGUUGCUGGAAUCGUGGUUCAGUAUUUCAGCACCUCGAUUGUCCAGCUCUUCGGCGGCAAGCUGUUGGGCACCUUUGGGUAUGGCCUCGGCCACGCACUUGGCCCGGUCUUUGUGGCCGAGUUGGCCCCCAAUCAAAUGCGAGGGCCGUGUCUGGCUCUAAUUAUCACCAUGAUCGUCGUAGGUCAAUGGCUCCAUGGAGCCGCUUGCUACGCAGCUUCAUUAUCCUUCUCGGGCGACAGGGCUUGGCGUGUGCCCAUCAUCUCUCAGCUCAUCCCCCCUUGCAUCUUGCUUCUUGGUUUGCCCUUCCUUGCCGAGUCACCAGCUUGGUUGAUCCUGAAAGGGCGACACGCAGAAGCCAGGAAGUCGCUACGACGUUUCCAUGGUCCUGAUAUAGACGUCGAUACCGCCAUGGCUUUCGCUGUUUCUGCGGUAGAGGCCGAGCGAGAAGUGGGGAAAUCGAGCUCAUCGUAUCUUCAAUGCUUCAAAGGCACUGAUGGCGGCAGGACAUUAAUCAUCUACAUGACCUAUAUCGCACAGCAGCUUACCGGCAUCAAUUUCAUCGCCGGAUAUCUCACUUAUUAUUUCCGCCUCGCGGGCGUCAAUAAUCCCUUAGGGACCGUACAGAUUGCCUUCGGUACACAGCUGUUUGGUAACCUUUGCGCUCUGGUAAUUGUUGACCGUGUUGGCCGACGACCGCUUCUGGUCGGAGGCACCGUCUUCAUGACCGUUGUUCUACUUGUCAUCGGUGGCAUCAGUAUGAUGAGCACUCAAUCAGCCCUCACCGGCACAGUGGCACUAAUGGUCGUCUGGGGUUAUUUGUACCAAGCUACCUUGGGCGCAGUCGCGUUUGUCAUAGGUGCGGAAACUCCCAGUAUGGCGCUCCGCCAGAAGACAUAUUCCAUCAAAAUGAUGUCCGCUGGAGCUUCUUCAUGCCUGAUUCUUCAAAUUAUGCCGUACCUGCUCAAUCCGGACCAAGCAGAUCUCGGAGGCAAGAUUUGCUUUGUUUUCUUCGCAAUGGCGGUGCCUGUCUGCAUUUACUUUUAUUUCUGCCUGCCUGAAAUGAAAGGACGAUCCUACGUUGAGAUUGAAGAAAUGUUCCAGAAACGAGUUGCGGCACGCAAGUUUAAGAGCUACGUGCGCGAGGCGGUUAGUCGAGGACUGAAGAUGUGGAGGCUUAAACGAUAG
Molecule: messenger RNA, 1572 nt
Organism: Ilyonectria robusta
Lineage: Eukaryota; Fungi; Ascomycota; Sordariomycetes; Hypocreales; Nectriaceae
Product: general substrate transporter
Exons: 6
Coding region: 1-1572 (523 amino acids)
Biological process (GO): transmembrane transport; carbohydrate transport
Cellular component (GO): membrane
Molecular function (GO): carbohydrate:proton symporter activity
Source: RefSeq, a predicted model, not a curated record